UGCCAAUCGCAUACCCCUCCCACUUCCUCCGGGGUCUACUCUGAUUGUAACACUGCUGAAAGCCUUCACGUCGAGAAGAACAUCUAUGGAUUGGAACUAGCCGCCUCAGCACAUCAAAUCUCCUGAACUUCCAUCCCCGCAUACCAACUCUUCCAACCAGGCCUACGGCUCCUACACAGCCAUGCCGAGCGCAAACCUCGCCGACUACCUGGCAAAGAACUACCUCAACGCCACAAACUCCUCCGACCAAGCAUCCGGCGACUUCCAAGACUCCUCCCGCCCCAAGAAGAAGCGGCGCAAGGCCAAAGACCAACCAGACUCCGGUCUAAUGAUCGCAGACGACGACGAUGCCCUUACCCUCAAAGGUUCUUCCUCAAGAAGGGACGACGAAGAUGACAACACCCCCACAUUCGAAACCGGCAUUAAGUCUGCCGAAUUCCGCAAGAAAAAGAGCGUCAACUGGAAAGUAGUAUCGACAGGCGACGAACCCUCCUCCAACCCCAACCAACCUACAUCCGCGGACGCAGACACCGAAGCAGACCGCAUCCUCGCCGAAGCCGCCGCUGAGUCCGACCAACGCCGCCGCGAAAUCGAAGACGAAGACGCCCCCGCCAUCGUCGAGACCGAGCAAGAUGAGGCCCCAAAAAUGUCCUCCGGCGCCAAAGCCGGUCUCCAAACCGCCGCCGACACUUUGGCUUUAAUCGAGCGCGAAGAACGCGAGCGCGCGCUCGAGAAGAAACGGUCUAAAUCCCGUAAAGAAAAAUCCCCCGAACAAGAGACUAUAUACCGAGACGCCACGGGUCGACGGAUAGAUGUCAGUAUGAAGCGCGCCGAGGCUCGCGCCGCGGAGGCCGAGAAACGGCGCGCAGAAAAACAAGCGAAGGAAGAUGCGAUGGGUGACGUCCAGCGGCGUGAACGAGAUGCUGCGAAAAAGGAUCUCGAGGAAGCGAAGUUUUUGAGUUUAGCAAGGGGAGCGGACGAUGAGCAGAUGAAUGACCAAUUGCGGCAGGUGCAGAGGUGGGAUGAUCCGAUGGCCCAGUAUAUGGCGGAGAAGGCGGCUGAGGAACGAGGUCCCCGAGACGCAGUCGCUACUAAAGGCACAGGUGGUGGAGCUGGCGGUGCCGGUGCUGGUGCAGGCUCGGCGAAGACGGUAGCGAAGUCGAGGUCGAGAGUAUAUGCUGGCCACGCGCCGCCGAAUCGUUAUGGGAUCGCGCCUGGGUGGCGGUGGGAUGGUGUUGAUCGCGGGAAUGGGUUUGAGAAGGACUGGUUCCAGGCCAGGAGUCGGAGUACGAGGAAUGCCGAUCUUGAGUACCAGUGGCAGAUGGAUGAGUAGAUGUGUGCUUUUGUGUCCUCAUACCUUGGAGACGCAAGAGAUGGACAUGGAUGUUCGCGUUCCUCGAUGGCCGUACACAUGCAGAGCAUCAAGAACUACAGUACCACGCAAUGGCACGACAACAAGGUCAGAAAAUCGGAAAGAUUUCUAAGUCGGCCAUCAUUCUCCAAGGACUCAAACGCUACCUGGUGUAGAAUCUAGUGAUACAUAACGCUACUGAAGGGGU
Exophiala viscosa is the source of this 1559-nucleotide messenger RNA. RefSeq names its product Pre-mRNA-splicing factor of RES complex-domain-containing protein. Gene Ontology annotation, biological process: mRNA splicing, via spliceosome. Gene Ontology annotation, molecular function: RNA binding. The transcript has a single exon. Gene Ontology annotation, cellular component: RES complex; U2-type spliceosomal complex. The record is from RefSeq and is a predicted model, not a curated record. The coding region runs from base 182 to 1333 and encodes 383 amino acids. NCBI's taxonomy places the organism in Eukaryota, Fungi, Ascomycota, Eurotiomycetes, Chaetothyriales, Herpotrichiellaceae.